UCUACGGGGCGUGUACGUUUAAAAAUGUUAAAUUAAUCGUUGUUUGUCGGGUUAAUGCAAUUUCAGCGACGCGCCAUAUACACCGCGGGAGGUAAAUCAAGCUAAAUAUACGUUGAUCAAUGGGGGAGAACAUCAAACAGAUUUACUUAAAUUUAAACAACUUGCUAGAAGAUAUUUGCAAAUUUCUCUCGGGAGAAAAGUUGAAUUUUCUAUCCCCUGCGGAAAAAGAAGUAGCAAAUACGCUGAUAUCACGGUCCAAAAGGCAACUUCAGGAAAUUUCGAAAAUAGUUCCCAAACUGAACGAAGAAGAUUACGUGGAUAUGACGAAAAAUUAUUCAGCCGCAAACGACACAGACAGCCAUUCCGCGAAUUCGAAUGUUGAUAAACCGCCUAUUCCAGAAAAACGAAUUGUACCAGAAAAUAAAUGUCCAUAUACAGCGCUAAAGGCAGAAAAUGUGUCCCACGAGGUCAAGUGUGGUAAUCUUUGGAUGAGAAAAAAAUUGAUUUUAAACAUAGAAGUGUUAAAAAAAGUUUUCGCCUCAAUCCACGACAACUGGCUCCUGGUAUAUUCUAGUAACGUCGAUUCUAAGCCUCUUUGUUUCUACGAUUUAAAGUACUACAAAGCUCGCGAGGAAAGCGUCGAUAGGAAUUCUAGAAUAUUUGAGCUGAUCGACUCGCAGUGUCCCGAGAAAAAAGUUUGUCAAUUUUCUACUAAAGCAUACAAGGACAUGAUUCAAUGGGUGUAUAAAAUUAAUGGGUGCUACAACGGGGAAGAACCGUCCAAGGAUGACGAAAGUUACGACAUCAUCGAACCGAAUUUAGAUUUGCCAGGCGACGAAGAAGAAAAUAUUUAUAAUGAACCAGAGAUGGUAUGCCAUAGGCAACCGAGCUGCCAGACGAUCGUAAACACCACAAAACCUCCGUUGCCCGGAAGAAAACCUACCAACAACGUACCCCCACCUCCGUCGCCGGAUUCCGUUCACUCGGAAGUGUCCUACCACGAAGUUAUCGAAAUCAAACCGAAAGAGAGGAUGUUAGAGGUCAAGGACGAUACAGAGCAAUCGUAUUACGAACCGGAGAUUGUUUCAAAAACCCCGGAUAUUCGAAACGACGACUCCUGCUGUCAAUACGAGUCCGUAAACGCCCAGGAAUGCGAAAAAGUCGACCGAAAUAUUUUAAAAAUAACGCGCAAAAGUUUAUUCAGCGAAUGGCAGCAACGUUCCUUGGAAACGUUCUCGCCGAAGUCCAGUUUACGAACGUUUCAAAUAAACAAGCCGUCGAUUAAAAUGUACACUACCAAUAACUAAUUGACAGGAAAUUAUAGGAAUUAUAUUAUAAACGCAUAAUUAAAAAAAACGUAAUCGU
Molecule: messenger RNA, 1365 nt
Organism: Cylas formicarius (sweet potato weevil)
Lineage: Eukaryota; Metazoa; Arthropoda; Insecta; Coleoptera; Brentidae
Exons: 7
Coding region: 120-1307 (395 amino acids)
Source: RefSeq, a predicted model, not a curated record